AUGGGUCGCAAGGCCCCCCUGGCCGUGACCCAUUCCACCUCCAACCAAACACCAUCCACCAAAGAGCUGGACGAGGGUGAGGAGAUGCUUCACGAGGCUUGCCGGACCUUUCUGGAGCGGGCCAAACUGCGCCGGCAACGCGAAAUGGCACGUCUCAACCAGCAAAUGCAACUCUUUGACAGUGGGCUUGAGCAGUUACAGCCGGUACAAGCAGCAGAAUCCAUCAUUUCCACAUCGACACCCACCAUCGACACCAGCUCAUCGGACUCGCAAAGGGCGGUAUUCGACUUUGAACAUGCCUCCGAGUCCCGAGACCAGCUGCCGCAUCUGAUGGUCGGAGCCAAUCAUCAGCGGCGCCUGCAAGCACGCUUGUACAAACACUUUGACGAUUUGCAAGAGGCCUACCUGGAACACCACGCCGUGGCCGAUGAUAAGCGAGAGGCCUUUCGGCGCUUCGCGGAUGAUGUGCGCAACAUGGAUCAAUUUGCACGCCUGGAAUCUGUGUGCCGCUUGCGUUACGGUGAUUUGUACAACAACAACUCAAUUGUCUCCAGCAUUGAGUUGGACCCUGAAGAAAACCGCUUUGCCACUGCCGGCGUGAGCAAGCAAAUUCGUGUCUACGAUUACAACACGGUUCUGAGCCGCGGCAGACAAGGCGCGGAGAUUCAUUUACCCAUCCUGACUAUGGACUGCCCCUCCAAGAUCAGCUGUUUAGCUUGGAACCCAGUCCAAGGGCAUCAGCUCGCCAGCUCAGACAACCACGGCAGCGUACGCGUAUGGGACGUUAACGCGGGCACUCCCAUCACAGUAUUCCAGGAACACGAGCGCCGGGUGUGGUCCGUGGAUGUGAACCGACAGAACCCUGUGCUGCUAGCCAGCGGCUCUGAUGAUCGACAAGUCAAGAUCUGGAGCACUCGAAUCCCUCAGCACUCGGUAUACACAAUGACGGGCCCAGCCAACGUCUGCUGCGUGCGCUUCAAUGAAUCUGACGGCAACUACGUGGCAUUUGGCUCGGCCGAUCACCACAUCCACUACUACGACCUGCGAAAGCCCAACAAGGAGGUGUGGACCUUCCGUGGGCACGAAAAGGCUGUAUCUUACGUUCAGUUUCUGUCUGGCCACGAGCUCCUCUCUGCUUCCACGGAUGGCACGCUGCGCGUGUGGCGUGUGGACCAGCAAAACGCCCAUCGCGCGUUCGCCGGGCACUGCAACGAGAGAAACUUUGUUGGCCUGGCACGCCGAGACGCCAAUUUUUUCGUAACAGGGUCAGAGGACAACGCGGUGUACGUGUAUUACAAGGGGCUGACUGCGCCUCUGCUUCGAGGUGCCUGUGACACCGAAGCAGCGGUGCCCCAACCCGUGGUUGCGGCUGGUCAAGCAGGCGCUGAGCCCGCGUCUCGUGGAUUUGUGUCUGCCGUAUCUUGGCGACGGACCGACGAUGCACUGCUCGUGGCCAACAGUGAGGGCACGUUGCUCGUGUACCAGCUGCAUCACGAAUAA
Molecule: messenger RNA, 1500 nt
Organism: Monosiga brevicollis MX1
Lineage: Eukaryota; Choanoflagellata; Craspedida; Salpingoecidae
Exons: 9
Coding region: 1-1500 (499 amino acids)
Biological process (GO): proteasome-mediated ubiquitin-dependent protein catabolic process
Molecular function (GO): protein binding; ubiquitin protein ligase activity
Source: RefSeq, a predicted model, not a curated record